Molecule: messenger RNA, 2759 nt
Organism: Ficedula albicollis (Collared flycatcher)
Lineage: Eukaryota; Metazoa; Chordata; Aves; Passeriformes; Muscicapidae
Gene: NSUN5
Product: NOP2/Sun RNA methyltransferase family member 5
Exons: 10
Biological process (GO): rRNA base methylation
Cellular component (GO): nucleolus
Molecular function (GO): methyltransferase activity
Source: RefSeq, a predicted model, not a curated record
CCCGUGUACAACAGCGGCUUCCCGCACGUCCGGCGGCUGUACGCGCUCGUGUCCGAGACCCUCCGCUACGCCUCGGUGCUGGAGAAGCUGCUGGAUGGAGCCGCGCUGCUGCAGGCCGAGAAGAAGCUGGCGCCGCAGCUGGCCAAGGUCCUGGUGUAUGACCUGCUCUUCGGCAAGGGGCUGAAGUGCGGGGGCCGGUGGAAGGCGCUGGCCCGGCGGCACCGGGCGCGGCUGGAGGCCGAGCUGGCCCGCAUGAAAGUGCGGCACAGGGUGAGCCGCAACGAGGACCUGCUGGCCCCAGAGAAGGCGGUAAGCGCCGCAGCCUCCCAGGUCCCGCGUUACGUCCGGGUCAACACCCUGAAGACUUGUGUGGACGAUGUGAUCGACUUCUUCAAGCGCCAGGGAUAUGCCUACCUGGGCAAGGCAGCCAGCGUGGAGGAGCUGAAGGCCCUCUCUGGAAAAAAAUUCUUGUUGGAUCUGCAUCUCCCGGAGCUGUUGGUUUUCCCUUCGCAGACAGAUCUCCAUGACAACCUGCUGUAUACUUCAGGACACAUAAUUCUGCAGGACAAGGCCAGCUGCCUCCCUGCCUUCCUCCUCGGCCCUGUUGCCGGCUCCCACGUCAUCGAUGCCUGCGCUGCCCCUGGAAACAAGACAAGCCACCUGGCUGCCAUCCUGAAGAACAAGGGACAGAUCUUUGCCUUUGAUGUGGACCCCAAGCGCGUGGCCACCAUGAACACGCUGCUGACACGGGCAGGGGUCACUGGCUGCCAGCUGGCCCAGCAGGACUUCCUGACCGUGGACCCCAGAGACCCCAAAUACAGCAGAGUGACCCACAUCCUUCUCGACCCAUCCUGCAGCGGCUCAGGGAUGGUGACCCGGGGGCCAGGGGAGGAGGCAGCCUCCAGUGCUGAGCGCUUGCAGGCCCUGGCUGGCUUCCAGCGUCGGGUCCUCAGCCAUGCCCUGAGCUUUCCAGCUCUCCAGCGCCUGGUCUACUCCACCUGCUCCCUGCACCAGGAGGAGAACGAGGAUGUGGUGCAGGCUGUGCUGCAGGAGUGGGGCUCAGCCUUCAGGCUGGUGCCUGCCUUCCCAUCCUGGCCCUGCCGAGGACUCACUGCCUUCUCUGGAUCAGAGAACUGCCUGCGUGCUUCCCCUGCAGAGACCCUCACCCACGGCUUCUUCGUGGCUGUGCUGGAGCGGUGCAAGGAAGGGGCUGCUGCCCCCAGCUCCCUGUCUGCAGCAGCCAAGGAGAACCCACAGCCAGGAGAGGGAAUGGAGCCAGGUGCUGCUCCCAAAAAGAGGAAGAAGAAGAAGCAGCGGGUGAAAUAGUGAAACGUUCUUUGGACAAACCCCUGCACAGCUGGGCCUUGUGGGGAACACAUACUGGUCCAAACACGAGUCAAGCUCUGUGCCAACUGCUGUCAUAGUGAGAAUUCUGUAACACUGGGGACUGAGUGCCGACACUGGGACCACCCUGGUGCCGGGAAGGGGCAACUCCUCACCCAGGGCUGCCCCUUGCAGCCAGCCCCUGCCCCAGGUUUGCCCCCAAGGCAGUCCCCACUCUGCACCCUGAAGGGCUGAGGUCCUCCAGUUGGAUUAAGGGUGGUUUAUCGUGUUCCCCCCAAAAAAAUUCCAACCCCCAGCCUGACGUGGAGCUUUGAAAAAGCAUUUCACUGUAGGGAUGAAGCAGAUUAAAAGUUUCUUCACUGUCUUUUCCAGAGUGUUUGUGCAGUCCUGCCCUGAAAUUGUCACUGCUCACAGUAGAGGCAAAGUGGGGGAAAAAGGUGAAAUAAUAAUCCUGUCUCUGCACCUCCCUCUGAACUAGGGGAGCAAAGAUACAUGAGUCAGAGGGUGCUGCACCUGAACCCCACCAGCACCACCCUGCCCUGGGAAUCCCAGCCCCAGGAAUCACACACUGGCACAGCCAAGUGAACACAGUCAUUUUAUUUUAAACCAGGGACAUAAGAAGCAAGGAAACAAAAAUUGCACAUUCACACUAAAAUCCUCAUCAGCCACACCAGGAAUGAUCCAAGUCUUCAGUCAGUUAAAACCUAGCCUCCCCCCAGGCACAAGGGGCGCUCCCAGCAGGGUCUGUGUGGCAGAAAAGGGACAGCCUGGCUCCUCACAAGUGUGUAGGACUAUGUAGGGCAGCUACCUGGGGGGCAGGACCCAGAGCCAGGGUGCCCUCAACCUUGUCCCAGCUCAUCCCUAUCUUGCCAGAUCUAACCUGGCCAAACCCUGGCACCUUGAGGAUGGUGAGUGGGAGCUCUCCUGGCCCAGGACCCUAACUGGGGCAGAGGCAAGGACUCAUAGGGUAAGUCUUGGCAGGCAUUAUUAGCCCCUUCCCAUCUGCUUCCUCCAACCUCAAGGACACAUUUUCCCAGCCUGGCUGCUCUUGGCCUACUGCAUCCUCAGCCAUGGUGGUGUGUGAUGGCCAGAAUAUUCCCACCAGCACCUACAGGUCCUCUAUGUCCCCUUACUAUGGGACUGUGUCUCCUCUGUACCACACAGAGCUCAUCACCUUUCUGCUGGGAGAGACGCCUUGACCCUGGCACUCAGCACCAUAAUGUGAGAGCUCCUGCUCCUCACCCUCAGAGAAAUAAUUAAAAAACUUUAAAAAUCAAAAAAAGGUUUAGUCACAUCCACAUCCACAUCACAUUGAAAAGGGAGGGGAUGGUGUACAGCAGGGGGAGCGUGGCAGAGCCUGCAGGAUGCAGCUGCCUUUCCCAGCACAAUGCAUUCCCGCAGGCACAGCCGGGGGG